This is a messenger RNA of Cloeon dipterum, 1146 nucleotides long. RefSeq lists its product as uncharacterized. The transcript is spliced from 5 exons. Lineage: Eukaryota; Metazoa; Arthropoda; Insecta; Ephemeroptera; Baetidae. Bases 95 to 1021 code for a protein of 308 amino acids. The record is from RefSeq and is a predicted model, not a curated record.
CCUGCAUCUCUGAAGGAAACAAAACCUGAGUGCAGGGCGGUACCCUGGUCAGUGCAUCUUCAGGAGAGCUUUAGUACAGUCACACUUAGUAAAAAUGCGUGUGCUUGCCGCCCUCAUCCUCGUUUUGGCUGCUGCCGCAACCAACGGCCAGCGAAUCUCAACAAUCCAGCUGGACGGCACACAAUAUUUUAUCUCGAGGCUGAAUCCUUACGCUCCGGAGCUCAACUACUUCCUGGCUUAUCAGUACUGCCGGUCUCUGGGACUGCAGCUCACCUCGUUUGAGACAAAAGAAAAGGCUGAUACGCUCUCGCAGUACAUGAAGAAUGCCGGACUCAAUAAGUACGAGUACUGGACCUCCGGGAACAAGCUGGGCACCACAAUGCUCUUGUGGAUGAGCACCGGUCUGCCAUUCAACGCUACCUUCAACUAUUUGAGCCACGAGACCGACAUCGAGCAGGCUGACCCCUCUAUCAACGCCGCUCGCCACCUUAGGGAUGUGAGUGUUCUGGGCAAGAGCUGCAUGUCUCUGAGUGGUCAUGAUCUGCAAUGGACCCUCAGCGACUGCGGCGCUGUCAAGGACUUCAUCUGCGAGCAGACUAGGUGCUACUAUUACAACUACGGUUCCAUCCCCGUGUCCGCCACACAGGGCAAACCCAUCAUUUCCACUACCAUUUCCACCCCUCCUUCGACCAUCUAUGACCGCCCCACCACCCCCUAUCCCUACAUGCACAACAGCGUGGCGCCUGAAGACGACGAUCCCAAGCUCGAGGCUCUGACUGAGUUGGCCGCUGAAGAAGAACAAGCAGUCGAAGAGGAAGUGACCACAGAGGAAACAGCCGCCGCAGCAGCUGAGACUGAAUACGACAGCAGCAGCAGCGUCAACGAAGAGAAUCUCGAAGUAUCGUCGCCAGAGGACUCGGAGAGCGAUCCUGAACAGCAACAGCAGCCCAUGCAGCCCAAAAGACUUGAAGAUCUCUUUCCUUUUGAGAGAACCAGGCCCAUAAGUUGGAAUAGAAGCUAGACUAAUUUUCUGAUAUCUUGUGCUAUAAUACGAAUCUCAUAUUCAAACGAAGGAAUAAAACGCAUCUUGUGGCUUUCAGUACCAUCACUUAAUUUAAGAAUAAAGCUCUCAAUUUAAACGCUUGA